CACCCACACCCACACCCACACCCACACCCACACCCACACCCACACCCACACCCACACCCACACCCACACCGCCUCCCGCGGGCGGCGGCAACAAAGGCCCUUCCCCGCCCCCGCCGCCGCCUCCCGCCGCCGCUGCAGCCGCCGCCGCCGCCGCCGCCGCCGCCGCCGCCAGCCGUCCUUGCGGCAGGAUGAUGCCCGGGGAGGUGCCGCCGCCGGCGCCCCGGGGGGUGCGGAGCCUCGCGGUGCUGCUGCUGGUGGUGCUGGGCGCCCGCGCCGCGCUGGCUCAGCGCUGGCGCAACGAGAACUACGAGAGGCCUGUGGACUUGGAGGGCUCUGGGGACGAUGACCCCUUUGGGGAUGAUGAACUGGACGAUGUCUACUCGGGCUCUGGCUCGGGGUAUUUUGAGCAGGAGUCGGGGCUCGAGACGGCGGUGAGCCUCACCACAGACACGUCCAUCACGCUCGCCACCACGGCAGCCGUGCUGCCCGUCACCUCAGUGCAGCCUGUGGCAACCCCCUUUGAACCAUUCCCCGCUGAGGACACCACCCCUGGGCAGACAACCAGCAUCUUGUAUAUCCCCAGGAUGACAGAGGCACCAGUGAUCCCCAGUUGGAAAGCAACCACCGCCAGUACCACUGCCAGUGACUCCCCUACCACCACCACCACCACCACCACCACCACGGCCGCCGCCACCACCACCACCACCACUGCAGCCACAACUACCACCAGCACCACCAUGGCCACUGCCAAGCCCACCACCAUCCGGAGGUUCCUGCCCCCCUUCGUCACGAAGGCAGCCACCACCCGGGCCACCACCCUAGAGACACCCACCACUUCCAUCCUCGAAACCAGCACACCAACAGAAGUGGUCACGUCACGGCUUGUCCCCACCAGCACAGCCAAGCCCAGGUCCCUGCCAAAACCAAGCACCUCCAGGACUGCAGACCUCACAGAAAAAAGCACUGCCUUGCCAUCCAGUCCUUCCACGCUGCCACCCACAGAAGCCCCCCAGAUGGAGCCAGGGGAGGUGACGACAGUCCUCGACAACGAGCUGGAGGUCCCGGUCAGCAGCGGCCCCAGUGGGGACUUUGAGAUCCGGGAGGAGGAAGAGACGACUCGUCCCGAGCUCAGUAACGAGGUGAUGGCUGUGGUGACACCGCCAUCGGGACCUGGGCUGGGCAAGAACGCGGAGCCGGGACUGAUCGACAACACGAUAGACUCUGGUAACUCAGCCGCUCAGCUCCCCCAGAAAAACAUCCUGGAGAGGAAAGAAGUGUUGAUAGCGGUGAUCGUCGGUGGCGUGGUGGGAGCCCUCUUCGCUGCCUUCCUGGUCAUGCUGCUCAUCUACCGGAUGAAGAAGAAGGACGAGGGCAGUUACACGCUGGAGGAGCCCAAGCAAGCCAAUGUGACAUACCAGAAGCCCGACAAGCAGGAGGAGUUUUACGCAUAGAAGGAGAGCCUGGCGUGCCUCAUGCUCCCUCCCUCCCCGCUCCAAACUCUCCCUCCUCCUCUACUUCAUCCAGUCUCUCUCUCCCUCUCUCUCUCUCUCUCUCUCUCUCUUUCUCUCUCUUUUUUGGAUCAGACUGUGAAUUUAAAAAGCAAAACCCGCAACAGCUGAAGGAGAAAACACAUCUUCGGCAUGAUGAAAAAUCAAGUGCCCAGAGCAUCACCAAGUUCAGACCGAGUACCGCUGGCCUUUCUGCAGCGGGAGGGAUGGGCCCAAGAGCCAACGCCAAGGACCCUGUGCUCAGGGAGCACCCUGGCGAGCGUGGGACAGGGAGGUCAGGCUGCCAGCAGCAGCUGGAGGUCACUGGGCUUUUCCCACCAACACAACGGACUCUGGGAUCCAGACACCUUCUACCGGCCCUGGGGCGCAGGGGGGUUGGUUUGGAUUUAAUCUUUCUUUUUUUAUUAUUAUUUUUUUUUUUCCCCUAUGGAAAGAGGGAGGUUUCUUUCCCUCUCUCAUUUUUAUUUUUUAUUUUCUUUUUGAAUGGGGUUGCUUGCUUUGCAGGAAUUACCUUGCUCCCUGCUUCUGUUUGAAGAGAGGACGCAACUCUCAAAUACGCUUCGAACCUUGAAAAAAGCACAAGGGGCUGGAAUACCUGGUGCCCCGGGGUUUGCUCUUGGAGUGGGGAAAAAACAAACAAACAAACAAACAUGGCCAGUAUGCUGGAAAUAAUCUCUUCAGAUCAACUCUUCAGAGAGUUUGUGGAGCAGCAAAAAGCUGCACUGGGGUAUCUCAUCCUGCUCCCCUCCUGCCACCACCUCACUUCACCGCAUCGCUGUGCACAGCCAGAGACCUUAAAUCUAUAGAACCCAUGUGUCGCCAGCCGCUGAGGGGUUCGGCUGAGAAGGGACCUUGCUUUUGCUGGGUUUUCACUGUGAGCAAUAAAACUCAGCUUGCGCAGUACGACUGACAGCACUGGUUUUAAAACGGAGCGGGACGUUGCUUGGUGGGGAGUUGGCAGGGAGAGGAGUUGGAAAUGGAGAAGAUAAAUCAUCUCCCCAGUUCCUCCGGAGGGGAUAGCAGAGCUCUACAAGGUGUGAGAUGCAGCAUAAGAGAAGAAAUGCAAAGCAGAGGCAAUGCUCUGUCCCCUCAGGGGUCGGGGAGGGGUCCCCAUGGGGCCAGAUUGGCUUUCCACCAGUCAUCCCCAGGACAAAUUGGCUGCUACCUAUCUUUUGCAAGACCCUGGAUUGAUGGUUUGCGUUUGUUUCUUUUGUUGUUGCUUAAAUUUCAGUAUAACCCCCCCAGGCACCCAGGAGCCUGAGAGCAAUAGCUCCUGGAAGCCAUCAUCACCCAAGGGCAGUGGUUUCCCCUCUAAGGCUACCUAAAGUGCAGAGCAGUGGGGCCUGAUCCAGAGCCCAACUGUGCCUUCUAGAAAGGCUAGAUUUUUUUUGGCGCGAGCUCUCUGCACAGAAAAGUCAAUUAGAUAUUUCAAUGAGUUGGCUUUUAAUUAGCUGAAGCGCUGUUUGCAACGCAGUCAAUGAGCUUUGGUUUUAUGAUGGUUGAGAUCUCAAUGGUGUUCCAUGGACACCUUGGCUUUGCUCUUAGAGCAAUUUAAACAGGAAAAUGGAAAAAAAAAAAAAAAAAAAAAAGGUUACUUUGACUUGGUUGCAUCAUGAAUUAACCUGCACAGAUACAGUGACACUUUGUCCCCUCAGGGUGUUAGUGGAUAUAGGGAUUUAUGACCCUGGUGGAGGCUACAAGACAGCAGUGCUUCUUUAUGUUAGGAAUUUGAGAGGCCAAAUGUGUAUUUUAUAUAUAUAUAUAUAUAUAUAUAUAUAUAUAUAUAUAUAUUUAUAUAUAUAUAUAUGUGUGUGUGUGUGAAAUGAAAUCCCUGUAAAUUUUCACUGCACUGCAGAUGAUGGCUGGAUGGGACUUUGUGGUUGUGAAGAUGGGAGGUUUGGGCUACACUCCCUUGGGGUGCGCAGUGCAGGGACUGCGACCCAAAAUGCCAACCUGCUUUUACUUCAGGGUAGGGAGCAGAGCCCCUGUGCCCCAAAAUCCCAAUUUUAGAGAUGUCAGCCUCAAAGAUCAUCCUUGUUUUGGUUCUUUUGCUUGGAGAAGAUAGUCCUGUUGAAUGUCUUGGAUGAUGAUGCUGAAAGGCAGACAGUGUAGUGUGUGUGUAUGUACCCAGUUCUUGGGUCCAUCCCUGCUCUGGAGGAUGAGGAUGCUUUGAAGGGGGGACCACAUGUCCGAAGAAGGCUGGUGCCAACCUGGCUCUAAGAGCCACUUUCUCUGACCUGCUCAAAGGGGAGUUUCAACUCAUGGGUUUUAUGGUUUGGGGUUUUUUUGGUCCUGUUGAAACUACACAAAGGCCCUAGCUGUUGGGGAGUGGCAGAAAUCAAGCCUCUUCUUCAUGAUUUAAUGAGUUAGGCACCACAAGUAUCAAGGCCACCCAAAAUCACCAUCUUUUGGAAAAACACGGACCUAAUCUUUUGAGUUUGCAUUAAAAAAAACCCUCCCAACUUAAUCUUUUUAAAUUCUGCUUUUCUUAGCUGCUUCCCUAAUCUUCUUCAUUCCAUUUUUUUUCCCAUUUAAUAGCCUGAAGUUCUAUAAUACAAUUUUUUUAUUCACUCAAGCUUAACCUCAGUUCGCUCAGCUGGUGUUAAGUUGUAAUCCCGGCACUUAAAUCUGUUACAGUUUCAGAAGUAAGGAAGGCUGGAAGUGGGAGGGUGAGAGGAGGCUGGGCAGCACUUUCUCUUGCAGUAAUUAAAAUUACAAGAUGAUCACAUGCAAAAAAAAAGGUGAAGGCAAUUAAACUAAUAAUCAGAAUUGACCAAAGUCUUGAUUCAUUGUAAAUCUGCUGCUUCCACAUGUUUGCUGUAUUGUGCUCUGCUUGGAGAGGGGAUGUGAGCUCAAGGAGACUGUCUUUUGGGCUUGGAGCCUACCCUCUUCUUGUGCUAAAUCAUGACAGAGCCUUUCCUGUCACCUCAGCUCCCCAGGAGCACCAGGUUAGUUGUUGGAGUUGAUGCUUGGAAGAAAAGCCGCCUUGUCUUGCUGGGGGAUGGCUGAGCUUGUGCCUCCCUUGUAGGGUACGGGAUGGUGGGAUGGAGCUGAAGGUGGGAUGUGCUUUUUUGGGAAAGCCCAGUUCCCCCCAAAACUGCAAAUACCACCAGCUCUCUAUUACCAGAGCAGUGGGGAUGGGUAAAACUCCAGUGAAACUCUGAUGAAAGAUGCUGCCAGGGUCCGUAUGGGGGUUGUGGUGGCGGUGGGCUGCAGCGUGGCCAUCGCUGAGGUUGUGCCUGGCCCCACGGGAAUGCAGGGCCUGCUGCUCCCUCCCACAGGCGCUUUGCACGGGCAUGCGAGUCUCACCGCGCUCUGGGGCCUUUGAGGGAUUCCUGGUGAGAAGACGGAUGGGGAAGAGUUGACAUAGCACAGGGGGGAGGAAUGAAAGCAUCUUUUCUCAGCUGUUGAUUUGGCCACAGAGCAAGUUUUUAGGAAAAUUAACUCCUCCCGCAUCAUCCCCUCCCAAAGCCUGACAGAUUUGACAUCAUCCCCCUCUCCAUAAAUUCAGCUCCUUCCACAGCCUGUGCGUAUCCCUUGUAGUGAUAUCAUCCAUGAAUGGCUGCAGUCUCCCAGCUGGGGCAGUGCCCAGAUGUGCUCAUCCUUCCAGCUGUUCAGCCCUUUCCCACUUCUUUUCUGCAUGCUUGUGUGUGUGUGAUACACCGGAGCUGAUGGAAGACUCUUUGCUAUGCUAGUUUUGUAAUUUUAGAAGAGCUGAAAUUGCAAGGUGUGGAAGAUGGCAUCGGCUCCUCUCCCAGCUGUGUUGCUUUUCAGUCUCUCUCAGUGCUGUGAUCUGGAGGAAAAUGAUAAAGUAAUCAGUGACUCCUGGGCCACAUAAACAAGGAAGAGGCAGGAGUGGGUCCCAGGGAAGGAAGGACCAGAAAACGUGCGUGAGGGCCCAAAAUGAGGGGCUGGAAGCAGGAGGAUGGGAAGGGCAAGGGAUGGAGGUGGCUCUGGCAGGACGUAGCCUCAGGCAGGUUUUGUAGGGUUGGGAGUGAGCUGCCACUUUCCUCCAAAAAUCUCAUUGAUUUUGGACCUUUCAAAAAUAAGCAGCAGGAUCCUGUGCCGGGGGGGAUCCCACUGCAGGGAAGGUGAUGGUGCUGGGCUGGAUGUGUGCUGUGGCGUGGUGGUUUGGCUCUAAAUUUCCCAUUCCCUCCCAGUUUUGCCUGGUGGGUGCCUAAGAUCCCUGGGAGGGAGCUGCUUUGCUCCAUGGAAGCCUUGACCCCUGCUCCCCAGACUCAUAAUUCAGAGCUAUCCAACCCCUGCCAUGAGUCACCAGCACAGAGGCUUUAAUAGGAACAAAACCAUUAGCUUAAAACAAGAAUGGAUUUUUUAAAUUAUUUUUUGCCCGUUCCAACCACCCAUUUUAUGAUUAUAAGCAUUUCUGGGCUUGGAGGUUUUCUCUGAGGCUCCUUAAGUGACAUUGAGUUUUCAACACUAAAAGGUUUAUUAGAAUAACUGGCAUCUCACCGGGCGGCUCGCCAGCUGCUCGGCCGGGCUGGAGCCUGCGGCGCCAGGGAUGGGUGUGUCGUGCGUGUAUGUAUGUAUAUAUAUGUGUAUGUAAUUAAUAUAUAUGUAUAUAUGUAUAUACGUGUGUGAGCAAAGCGCACACGCGUGCACAGGUUCAGUGUAAACUCUGCACCUAAUGAAGAGGGGGGGGGGGUUUAUCAGCCAGCAUCGUGUGCUGGGCUCUGCACCCUUCAGGCCCUGAGCUCUGCCGUGGGCUGCAGGAUUUGGCCCCGCGCUGCCGGCUCCCUCCUGCCCUCCCGCUCCUGGCAUAGCAAGGGCCUGAUCCUGGCCGCCUCGGCGCUGGGCCGGGUCUGCCAGGGUUGGGGAUAAGGAGCCUUUUGCCGACGGCCACAUUCCCAGCUGGAGCAGAGCCCGGGAUUCUGGCCAGGCAGCCAAAGCCCCGCCGAGGCUCCGUGUUUGCUCUGGUUUGUCCCACGUACCUUGUGCCUGCAGCUCCGCAGACACAGCCACACCCGGCCUCUAUAGAGAAGUCAGUCUGGAGUGUACAAACUCUUUUUCCUUUUUUUUUUUUUUUUUUAAUUUUUUUUUUUUUAACUAUUAUUUUUGGGGAAAAAAAGUCACCCUAGGAGACACCCAUGUGAUGCCCAGGUGUUUUGUUUUUCAACCCACGUUCCAGACAGCUCAUCCACCGCAUCUCCAAAGACCUCAAGGGUACCAGUGACUUUAUGUGCAUAAACUACCCCUGUUCUGGGUCCCCCUGGUCUAAGUCAUAAAAGUACAGCUGACAAUCAAACCUGACAGAACUGCUGACUUCAGAAAAAUAUAUAUCCAUUGCAGUUUGAUAGAACUACUUUUUAAAAUCACAUGCUUAUCUCUCACUAACACUCAUCACCAUGUCUCCAGGAUAAAUUGCCACCCAUUGGUUCUUCUGUAAAUAAACAUAAAACAUUCUUGUAUAAAUUAAAGAAAAAAAAAAAAGAAAAACAAACAAAAAAACUUCAUUGAUAUACGUCCAAAAAAUAUCCCUUUCCAGAAGAUUUAAAUAAUUCAAAGAAAAAGAAAAGCCCAACAAGUGAGCCCCACUUCACUUUUUCUUUGGAGCUGAUUUAAAUUCCCAAUAGGAAAAUGAAAAAUCUUUAACAAUAGAAGAAACUACAAGUGUUUUACCUUUCAGUGAAUAUGGGAGGGAAAAAAAAUGCAUGUAAAUAUUUUUAAUAGGAAACAUAUCUUAAACAGAACUUUUUUUUGUAUGUACAUAACUCUUCUAGAGUUUAGUACUUAAAUUGCUUCAUAGUGUCUGUUAAAAAAACACAAAUAAAAUAAAAUAAAAUGUUUGUUAAUUGUUUUUGUUCUUACUCAAUGGCCAAAACUUUAAAAAUAAUAAAAAAGACUAUAAAAAUAAUCUUUGCCAAUGGAUCUAGCACUGUAAUGGUACUGUCUAUUUUUUUUAAUUAUUUCUGUGCUGUGCCCAUUUAUAAAAGGAGAAAAAAAAAAAUAAAGUCAUUUAAACAUU
Molecule: messenger RNA, 7491 nt
Organism: Tyto alba (common barn owl)
Lineage: Eukaryota; Metazoa; Chordata; Aves; Strigiformes; Tytonidae
Gene: SDC3
Product: syndecan 3
Exons: 5
Coding region: 189-1451 (420 amino acids)
Biological process (GO): cell migration
Cellular component (GO): cell surface; membrane
Source: RefSeq, a predicted model, not a curated record